Molecule: messenger RNA, 1440 nt
Organism: Aphanomyces astaci
Lineage: Eukaryota; Oomycota; Saprolegniomycetes; Saprolegniales; Verrucalvaceae
Product: exodeoxyribonuclease III
Exons: 1
Coding region: 1-1371 (456 amino acids)
Biological process (GO): base-excision repair
Cellular component (GO): nucleus
Molecular function (GO): phosphoric diester hydrolase activity; endonuclease activity; double-stranded DNA 3'-5' DNA exonuclease activity
Source: RefSeq, a predicted model, not a curated record
AUGCACAUCUUGACGUGGAACAUCAAUGGAUUGCGCGCCAUCUUGACCAAGGCCAAACAGUCCGUCGAUGAGUUCCUCGAUACAUGCGACGCCGACAUCGUUUGCUUGCAGGAAACCAAACUCACUCGCUCCGAAAUGACCGAAGCCCUAGCGUGUCCGACGUCGUUCGACGCGUUCUUCUCGUUCUCCCGCUUCAAGAAGGGCUACUCGGGCGUCGUCACGUUCGUGCGGUCGUCUGCCGUGCAAACUUUGGACGCCGACACCACCUCGUGCGUGUUUCAAGAAGGCCGUGUGGUCUUGACGGUGCAUCCCCAGUGCCUCGUGGUCAACGCGUACUGCCCCACGACUGCAGGCAACAUGGAACGCAAGAUGCAGUUCCUAGACUCGCUCUUGCUCCAACUGGAUCGGUGGCGCACAAGUCAUCCCGAUAAACCGUUGAUCUUCGUGGGGGAUUUCAACGUGAUCCAUCAAUCCAUCGACCACUCUGCCGACCACAUCCCCACCGAAGCCACGACGUGGCUCGAUGCCCUGGUAGCCAAAGCAGGCGAUGAUUCAAAACAGCAGUACCAACUCGUCGAUGCGUUCCGCCAUUUUCACCCUGACGACGACACAGCAUACACGUGUUGGAGCCAGUUGACUGGAGGUCGCGAAACCAACUAUGGGGUCCGAUUGGAUUACAUUCUACUAGACAAGCGGCUGCUCUCGUUGGCAAUCGACUGCUGGCUUUGGGCAGAUAAAGUUGGCUCCGACCACUGUCCAGUUGUGCUUGAUAUCGACACUUCCAACUCGACUGGCGCCCCCACGACCGCCCCUGCGUGCGCCAAGUUCUUUCCGGAAUUCGCAGGCACGCAACAGUCUUUGCGUGGCUUCUUGUCGCGCCAACCCUCGUCGCACAUUGACGUGUCCUCCCCCCAACCUCCACCUGCGCGACCACCCCCAGCCCUGCGGCAGCCUUCCAUUGCCUCCUUUUUCUGUACCCCCAAACACCCCCCCACUCGCAAGGUCGACCGCCCCAACGACCUGGCCGCCCAGGACGACAAUAUUAUGCUGCCGUUAUCGUCGCCAGGCACACUCAAUGCGUCCAACUCCAGUGCCGUGUUGGGCAGGGAAUCCAUUACCCACCUGGACGAGUACCAGUCGGUGGCUGCGUCGUGGAAGUCGUUAUUGCCAGGGAAAGCGCCGCCGCCGCCCCUCUGCUCGGGCCACAAACUCCCGUGCGUGUUGCGCACAGUGCUCAAACACAACGACAACUGGGGGCGCAAGUUUUAUUUAUGCUGCAGACCCGAAGGCGCGACGGGGGACCCCACCGGCCGCUGCGACUUCUUCCAGUGGGUGGUGCCGCCGUCGAAAAAGCGAAAAGCAGUCGACUAAUUGCCAGUCAUAGACUAAGUAGAAUCACUGCAGCAAUACAGUACCGGUAGUAUGCGACCUUAUCCUCGC